ACCGCGCAUGCCGCGGGCUCUGCACCUGCGCGCUGGCUGGGGAAGGCGGAGCUGGGCGCUCGGCUGCGCAUGUGCGGAAGGUGACCGCAGGAGCUGGCGCGCAGACGGUUUGGGUGCGGGCUGCUGGGCCUUUUCAGUGUUUGGACAAUGGAGACCCUCAAUCUUCUUUGACUAGUCCUGGUGUAAAGAUAGUUUUAUUUUUUAUCUCUACACCUCAAAUGGGACAUGCAUGUUUAGGUGACUAACUGCAGGAACAUCAAAAUGCCUAAUCUUGAACAUCCAGCAUACCCAGCAGCUAAGCUGCUUCAGUUGGAAAGUUCGGUGCCUUGUCGAGAAUCUCAAGUGUCCUUGUUGCUGUCCAUAUUUGGAGAGCGUGAGCAGUUUAGUUUUCCAUCCAUCUUCAUCUAUGGACAUAGAGCUAGUGGAAAGACCUAUGUGAUGCGCACUCUUCUAAAUACCUUAGAGCUUCCUCAUGUGUUUGUGAACUGUGUGGAAUACUUUACUUCACGACUUCUUUUAGAAGAAAUUCUCAUCCAACUGCAGAGGUAUUCUGAGGCAGAACAAACUUCUCAUGUGCCUUGCGAUACCUUAAAUGAUUUUGUACGUCUGUUUAAACAAGCUGUUACAAGUGGAGAGCUUCAAUAUCAAACGUUGUACAUUGUGCUGGAUAGAGCAGAGCAGCUGAGGGAAAUGGAAGCAAACAUUCUGCCAGCAUUUCUCAGGCUUCAGGAAUUGACUGACAGAAACGUGACCGUUGUCCUGCUCAGUGAAAUAGUUUGGGAACUGUUCCGCCCAAACACUGGAUGCUUUGAGCCAGUCACCUUGUAUUUUCCUGACUACAGCAUUGGACACCUGCAGAAGAUCUUGUCUCAGAAUCAUCCCCCAUUGUAUUCUGCAGAUUUCUAUUCUGCGUAUAUCAAUAUUCUGCUUGGUGUCUUCUACAUGGUCUGUAGGGACCUGAAAGAACUUCAGCAUCUGGCAGCACUCAAUUUUUCAAAAUACUGUGAACCCGUGGUCAGAGGAGAAGCAAAUGAACGUGACACCCGCAAACUGUGGAAAAACAUUGAGCCUCAUUUGAAGAAGGCAAUGCAGACUGUUUAUCUCCGGGAAAUAUCCAGCUCACAGUGGGAGCGCUUACAGUGUGAUGAUGGAGAACCUGGGCAGCUGAAAGGACUUUCUGCACAUACACAUGUGGAACUUCCUUAUUACUCCAAAUUUCUUCUCAUAGCUGCUUACCUUGCCUCCUACAAUCCUGUUAGGACAGAUAAGAGGUUCUUCACUAAGCAUCAUGGGAAAAUUAGAAAGACUAAUUUUAUGAAGAAACAUGAAAAGACGAGCAAUCACCUCCUUGGACCAAAACCAUUUCCCCUGGACAGGUUGCUGGCAAUAUUAUACAGUAUUGUGGACAACAGAGUUGCUCCAACUGCAAAUAUAUUUUCCCAGGUAUGUGAAGAAAGAACAGGCAAGAGGCAAAAAAACUGUCCAACUGCAUCUCUGAAAUCUAGAGCUUUACCUGAACUCUGCCAGUCUCAAGGAGAGGAUUUCAGUGUAAUUUACUCUUGCAAUAUGAAAGGGAAUGAUGAUUAGACGGGGAGCAUGACAUAGUAAAAUUUGUGUGUAGGAUGUUAACUGUAUAUUCUCUUACUUUUGGCUGUUGAAACCAUCUUGGUAUGCUUAAGAUGUGAAUGUGUUAUGUAACAGAAUUUUACAGUGUGUUUUCAAAAUGAGUAUGACUGUAAAUUUAACAUGCAUUCCAGAUGAGAGAAUGAAUUCCAGUACACAGUCCAGUAGUCUCUGGAAUGCACUUUCCCCUUAGACUAAACUGCAGAAAUUCAAGUAAAUACUUCACCCUGAUUUGGAGUGUACAGUAGAUGGCAGGGUAAUGAAAGAUUAGCUGCAAGUCCUCGUUUUUCUGACUGUAUGCAGAUUAAGCUGUCAAGAUACAAAAAGAUUGUAUUAAACCUUAAUCAGGUUAGGGAAAAGAGGCUGAAAUUAAACCUCUUGAGACCAAAAUAAAAUUUUAUGUAUUAAAAAAGCCCACUUCAAACUAUGAAAACAAUUUCUGCAUCACAUUUUAAGUAGGAAUAUUUAGGUGUCUAAUGUAAAGUAACAAAAUACAAUGGAAUUUAGAAUAUAUUUUGGAGGCUGUUUGAGACAUAAUAUUGAUUUUUUUUAUUUUCUUGAAUAGUUUUAAACAAUUUAUCUUUCACUGGUUCUUGCCAUUACUUAUUCUGUAAAUACAUUCUUCCAAUAGAGUAAAUAUUUAGGAGCUGAGUUUUCCUUAGCAGUAUCAAUACAUUUUACUGUUAGAUAACACAAGCAUUUAUUAUCUUGUUUGUGUGUACAGCAUGGAAAUCAUUCUUCAAUUGUGCAGAACUUUAAAAUGUUUUAAAUCAAGUAUUUGGCUUCUUAUCUGAUUGAGAAUUUAUUUUAUGUCCUUUUUAAUGAACAUUAAUUUCAUGUACUUUUUAAUUUGUAAACUGAAAGGCUGUACACGAACAAAAUAUUAAUUCUCCCCGUGUACUGUCAGAAAAUAGCAUGCCUUGGCUUUAAAGUUGAUCAACAAUCUCAGUGAAGAUUCAAGGACUAGCAGCUGCUGUAAGAUCUGUCAUGUUGCUGAUUUCAUGAUAUUUCUUAGUGCUCCUUGUUUCUGUGCAUAACAUCUAUUCACAUGAAAAUUCUGGUUAUUAGCCUCUCAAAAGUGAACCUUCUAUGCUAAUAAGCAGCAAAAUUUCAAUUUUCUGUUUAAUGUUAGGGUUUAUUGAAAAUGUUUCAUUUUUGUUAAAUAGAAUUUCAAUUUAAAAUUUGAAUCUUCAUCUAACUUUUGUCUUUUAGUGUUAAUCACUCCUUAAAAUGGUCUCACAGUUUUACCAAAUCAAAAGUGAAUAUAUUCUUUUCAGAAGCAUGAUCUUUGCAAUUCAUACCAGACUGAUUCUUUUCGUGCUGUAAUUGGGUUGCACGAGAAAGAAUUGGGCUUGUUCAUUUUGUUUUGCUUACUAACUAGUACAAAGGAGUAGCACUAGGGAAAAAUACCCAAAUGUGCAGAUCUGCACUUCUGCGAAUGAAAAUUGUUUAUCAUCUCCUUAGAAAUUGAAAUUUCUCUUGCAUAUUUGCAGUUUUAAGUAAAACUUUCCUACAUCCAGUGAUGAAUGUUUGAGAUGUAGUUAAAGUAAGAUUAAAAAAAAAAUAAUUGAAGACUGACACUGUGGGUGUCAGUACCUCUGUGAAUGCAGGUUUCUAUUCACUGGAAGUUUGUAGCAUUCCUUUUCCUCGCAACUCUUACUGGUUUUCAACACAGUGUCUGUUACUGUAACAUGUCACUGAAUCUGUUUGCAUUUACACGUGUGGUUUUUAAACCAAAAUAUAAGGGAGGUUAAAGCACUGUUGAGUUCUGCAGCCAUUUUGGAGGACAAAAUCUUGACGUGUUUUUCUUCAGAUGCACUUUGUGUAAUAAUCUAAAAGCAUUGGAUUGAGGAUGGUUGUGCCAUCAGCACUGGACAGAUGUGUCCUGUGUGUAGGACAUGAUAUGUGACUGCUGUGUGUAGUUUGAUACGUGACGAGGUCAAGCAUGUGGCUGAAGUAUUUUAAAGGAUAAAGCAUUUUUCAUGGUGAAAAGGUGCUAAUGUGCUUUCACAGAAAGCUAAAAAAAGUGCAACCAGGGCAUAUGUGGUCUGCAUCCUACAACCCUGUCGUAAGUCAUAGUUUCCUUACCUAGAAGCAGCAGUUGGUGCUUUUACAGGCUCGGGGAACAACCAGAAAAUAUGAUUUGCCUGUCCACACGGACCCACUUUGCAGAAUUUGCACUUGUCCGAGUGUAAUUAUUACAGAAGGGAGCUUUAUAAUGCCUAUUGCAAGUGCAUUUUGCAGAGACCCUCUAAGUCUACUCAGUUCUGGUUUAUCAAAGAGCAGUAUUUCAUUUUAGGCUUUCCACAUUUAGACAGAAAUAGCACAUUAUUGUUUCUAUUAAAAUGUGCCAUAUUAUAGGACACAUGAAUGAGUUUGUGAACAAAAUGUUGUGCAAGUGAUUUACAUUAAAUCAGUACAUUGUACAUUGAAUGAAACAUGGGCUGUUAAUUUUGUAUCACAGCCAUUAAGCAGAUAGAUUUUUGUUUUACAAGCCCAAAUGAAUGCUUUUUCCUCUACUGGAAGUGUUUUUCAACUGCUUUUUCAAAUCAGUUCUCCUAACCUUUCAUUUUCUAGGUGUUUUAUCUUUCUUCUGUCUUGUGAAAUAAGCUUUACAUGAAGAGGAUUGAUUAGAUGUGCUAGUAGUUCUAAGCAAUGAUGUUAUCUGUAUUGGGUAAAUUUAAUUAAACCCUUUGUCUUUUUUUUUCCCCUGUUAACACAUCUCUGGAUGUUUGAGAAGACAUCUAUGCAGAGAGAUGUGAUAACUUGUCAGAAUAUACGAGAAGCUGAAAAUUACUGAAUAUAUAACUGAUGAGUAACUUCAGUUCUGUAUGCAGUAGAGUGAAAAUGCAAUAAAGUAAGACUGUUAGAUCAUC
Messenger RNA from Pogoniulus pusillus (Red-fronted tinkerbird), 4499 nucleotides. It is a transcript of the gene ORC5, whose product is annotated as origin recognition complex subunit 5. Gene Ontology annotation, cellular component: nucleus; nuclear origin of replication recognition complex. Gene Ontology annotation, biological process: DNA replication initiation; DNA replication. The record is from RefSeq and is a predicted model, not a curated record. Gene Ontology annotation, molecular function: DNA replication origin binding. Bases 262 to 1587 code for a protein of 441 amino acids. Lineage: Eukaryota; Metazoa; Chordata; Aves; Piciformes; Lybiidae. The transcript is spliced from 15 exons.